This is a messenger RNA of Columba livia (rock pigeon), 1951 nucleotides long. It is a transcript of the gene MALSU1, whose product is annotated as mitochondrial assembly of ribosomal large subunit 1. Gene Ontology annotation, cellular component: mitochondrion. Gene Ontology annotation, molecular function: ribosomal large subunit binding. Gene Ontology annotation, biological process: negative regulation of translation; negative regulation of ribosome biogenesis. Lineage: Eukaryota; Metazoa; Chordata; Aves; Columbiformes; Columbidae. The transcript is spliced from 4 exons. The record is from RefSeq and is a predicted model, not a curated record. The coding region runs from base 16 to 693 and encodes 225 amino acids.
CAAUCGCUGGGCGGCAUGCCGGGGAGAGGCGGGCCGCGGUGUGGGAGCGCGGCGGCCGGCAUGUGGCGGGCGCUGUCGGGGGGGCGGCGGCUGCUGCGGCCUCUGUCCGCCGCGGUGCGGGGCACCCUCCGGCGGGGGCCCCCCCCGUGGGUGGCCGGGGCUCCGUACGGGGUCUGCGCGGAGACGCGGGGCGCGGGAGGCGGCGGAGCCGGGGUACUGGGGGUGGCGGCGGCGGAGCUGCGCCAGGCAGCAGAUACUGUUCUUCCAAAGUUCAACAUUGACUUUGUUGUAGAUCUGCUGAGGCAAGAAAAUGCUAAAGAUGUCUGUGUCAUCCAACUACCUCCAGAAAUAAAAUACUGUGAUUAUUUUAUAAUUGUGAGUGGAUCUUCAACACGUCACCUCCAUGCAAUGGCACAUUACUUGCUGAAAAUGUACAAGCAUCACAAAGAAGAAAGCGAUCCUCAUACUCAGAUUGAAGGGAAAGAGACAGAUGACUGGCUGUGUAUUGAUUUUGGGAGCAUAGUGAUCCAUUUCAUGCUGCCAGAGACGCGAGAGGUUUAUGAAUUGGAGAAGCUCUGGACUCUCGGUUCCUACGAUGACCAGUUAACACAGAUGACUCCACAGUCACUGCCAGAAGACUUUAUAUUUGGACUGAGUCCUGAGAGCAGUGAUCAUCUUGAGACAAGAACUUGAUGCAGCUGCUGAGUGGAAAGAGAAAUGAGUGUGCCUUCACAGACCUGAGAGACCUGUAGUCUUGAUGACUGGCCUUAACAGUCACUACAGUUGAUCAGUACAAAACAGUGUAUGUAUUGGAUGUGCCUAGGUACAGAUCUGAACAAGCUACAAAAAUUAAUAGAGUCAUAGAACAAUAAAGGUUGGAUUCAAUCUUAAGGGUGUUUUACAGCUGUAAAACAGCAAAGGUGGAAUCCUGUCAUAUGGGAGCUUCCUGAAGGAGUCACUGUCUCAAUGGAGUUUGCAGUGAGAAGAGCAGAGCAGAGCCAGGUGCCUACCCUGGAACUUAUGCUCAGCCUCUAAUGUUUUUCUAGUAUCUUUGAAAGACUUGUCUAUAGUGGCAGUGCAAAAAAGGCUUGAGUGCUACAAGGAAAAACUAUGUGAGAUGGUACAGUUUAGAUGAAGCUUGCAUUAAACCACUUCCUUCUCUCGUCGCAAUGAAGCAAGUCACGCUCUGAGUUGAAGGAGAAAACGGACUGGUGUUACUGAGCACAUAGAAGCCAAGAGCAGCAGUGACAAAUAAAAGUGUCUUAAGUUAACAGUAAGUCAGUUUUUCAGCCAAGGCCAAUCUGGUUUUAAUAACAGUAAAAAACAACCUGAAGAGCUUUGGUUCCUUGUCUUCAUGUUAAAACAUUCAGCUCAUUCUGAGUGUACAGUUGGCCCCUCUCCUAGUUUUCCUCUCACCUAGUUUCUGGAGAAGGACACUGAGGCAGUGCGGUGGCCGUGUGAACCUUCAGCUCCUUUGGAGUGGACAAAAGUAGUUCUGAAGGAAGCCCUGAGUCACUGGGCUAUCAGAGUGUUUGGCACUUUCAGAAAUCAUUGCUCAAUGUAUCUUUAGUCUGAGUGCUGCGUGGUCUGAUAACCAAUUAGAACUUCAAGAUUGUAGCAAGCCUCAUCUGUGUAAAACAAAAUGCUUUUCUCCACUAUGGGACAGGGCUUUCAGCACUAGGGGAAGAUCUCUUCCUUAUGGAGAAGCUUGCUGUGCCGUGCAUCAGGAAGCAGCAACAGCAGAUCCUGAGGGUAAUCACCUUUUUCCUCCGUAGCCCCACAAACUACUUCAAGCCCUGUCUGCAUCUCUUCCCUGCACAGCAGCUGCUGGUUGCAGUGCUCAAAGAAAGUGACCUUGGGUUUUGUGCCUGUGGUUGUGAUGUUCAGGAAGAAGGGAGAGUGUUGGUGGGUGAGGUUUUUUAAAAUAAUAAUAAAAUAGUCUUCUUCCUCA